AUGGAACAGGACACUCAGUGGCUGUACCACCUCCUGGCCGAGGUCCAGUUGGAGAGGUUUUACCCGCGUGUCCGGGACAGCCUCAACAUCACCCGCGUAGAGCAUUUCACCUACGUCAAGGAGUCUGACCUCGAACAGAUUGGCAUCAGCAAACCAGGACAGAGAAGAUUAUGGGAGGCUUUAAAAAACUACAAGAUCAGCGUGAGGCCCAAAUCGUGGAUGGCCAAGGCGUUCAGUGGGUGUGGUCCGGAGGGAGGUGACCAAUGGGGCAGUGUGGGGUCGGGCCAGGAGAAAGGGGGGCGGGCCCUCACCUGUCUGAUCCAGGACGAUGAGCUGACUCUGGGGGAGAAGCUGGGAACGGGCUCCUUCGGCGUGGUGAAGAGAGGAGAGUGGCAGACCCCCACUGGGAGAGUGCUGCCGGUGGCAGUGAAGUCUCUGAAAAGUAGUCUUUCCAGACAGACAGACACCAUGACAGACUUUCUCCAGGAGGUGACCACCAUGCAGUCUCUAGACCACCCCAACAUCAUCCGCCUCUACGGAGUGGUGCUCACACAGCCCCUCAAGAUGGUGACAGAGUUGGCCUGUCUGGGGUCCCUGUAUGACAUGCUGCGCUCUCGCCAGCACGAGUACCCCCUGGCACGUCUCUGGCUCUUCGCCACCCAGAUAGCAGCCGGUAUGGAGUACCUGGAGGGUCGCAGGUUCAUCCAUAGGGACCUGGCUGCCCGGAACAUUCUGUUGGCCUCCAGGGAGAUGGUGAAGAUUGGGGACUUUGGUCUGAUGAGGGGCCUGAGCCAGGAGACAGACCAGUACGUGAUGACGGCCCACAGACGCAUCCCCUUCGCCUGGUGUGCCCCAGAGAGUCUGCGUGUGGGCUCUUUCACCCACUCCUCUGAUGUGUGGAUGUUUGGGGUCAUUCUCUGGGAGAUGUUCACCUACUGUGAGGAGCCUUGGCGGGGGCUAUCUGGCAGACAGAUCCUCUGGCGUGUGGAGCUGGAGGGACAGCGUAUGGAGAGACCCCCUGACUGUCCUCAGGAACUCUACUCUGUGAUGAGAAAGUGUUGGGCCUGCACCCCCUCCAACCGACCCACCUUCUCCCAGCUCACCACCCUGGUCGCAGAGGCUCAGCCUUUGGAGGUGUGUGCUGUAAGGGACUUUGUGGAACCUAGAAAACUCACCCUCCUGUCCAACGACCUAUUGACCAUCAUAGACCAUAGUCUGGAGCUGUGUGAGUGGAAGGGCCAGAACCAAAGGACCUUGAUAGUGGGCUGGUUCCCCCCGAGCCUGGCUGCACCCUCCCUCUCCGCCCCCAGCAGCGCCCCUGCUCUUCCCACCACAGCCCCCGUCGCUGCAUCAAGCCUCAUCUCGCCCCCCCUGAAGGGCAGUCUGCAGCACACGGGGCAGAGUGAGACCCACCCCGACCGUAACUGGGGCACGCCGGAACGCCUCGACGAGAGAGUAAACUGGAGAAGAAGCCCAGCAAAUAGAGAGAGAGAGGGCGGCUCCAAUUUACAGAAAAUGUCAGGUAUGACCAGGAGUCUGGAGUCUGUCCUGAGUGGUCCCCAGAGCAGGACCUUAGGAGGGGUCAAAGUGGACCCCCGUCGUGGACCCCUCGCCAACGCCAUGGUUGCCUGCAGCGUUGUGGUGCAGCAGGAUCCCCAUCGGUUCAGCGAGGCCAGCAUCAACCCCCCACCUCGACCGCUCCCGCCCAACCUCAAACGCAUCAAGAUUCCCCAGGUGGCCUUGAUCCGAGAUCGGAGGCCUGUAAAUCCAUCCCCAGGUUCCUUGUGGCCUCCACAACCUCAAAAGCAUCCACAGCAGCAGAUGCUACAGCCACCCCAGCCCCAGCUGCAGCAGACCAUGGGGGGCAGUGACCUGUGCAAGAUGGCCCACAUGGCAUGGUCCAAACCAGCACUGGAUGACUAUGGGAACAAGGAGAGGGAUGGUGAAAAGGAGUGGGUGGUGAGGGAACGAGAGAGGGAGAGGUACCCGCCUCAAGUACAACACACCAGGGAAGGCUUCAUAGCACAGGUCAUGGAAGCAGUGCAUGGAGUGACCAAUGAGGAGGUUCGGAACGCACUUCACUGCAAUGAAUGGAACCCUAUAAGGGCCCAGCAACAACUCAAGAUGGAGCAGCUGCACUCUCUGAGCCUGUGUUCUCGUGACGACUGCCUAAGGAUCCUGUCCCGCUAUCAGUGGGAUCUACAGCUGGCCAGCCGCUACCUGUUCAGAAUGGUACGGGAGGAGAGGACUGGAGGAGGA
Messenger RNA from Salvelinus namaycush (lake trout), 2259 nucleotides. Its product is annotated as activated CDC42 kinase 1-like. The annotation marks the transcript as partial. Gene Ontology annotation, molecular function: protein binding; ATP binding; protein tyrosine kinase activity. Lineage: Eukaryota; Metazoa; Chordata; Actinopteri; Salmoniformes; Salmonidae. The record is from RefSeq and is a predicted model, not a curated record. Gene Ontology annotation, biological process: protein phosphorylation. The transcript is spliced from 14 exons.